Messenger RNA from Gorilla gorilla gorilla (western lowland gorilla), 1548 nucleotides. Its product is annotated as solute carrier family 2, facilitated glucose transporter member 3-like. The coding region runs from base 137 to 1477 and encodes 446 amino acids. Gene Ontology annotation, biological process: dehydroascorbic acid transport. Gene Ontology annotation, cellular component: plasma membrane. Lineage: Eukaryota; Metazoa; Chordata; Mammalia; Primates; Hominidae. The record is from RefSeq and is a predicted model, not a curated record. Gene Ontology annotation, molecular function: D-glucose transmembrane transporter activity. The transcript has a single exon.
AAAAAAAAAAAAAACAGUUAGAUUAAGGCCAUGGGGGACAUAGAAGGUCACCCCAUCUCUGAUCUUCGCCAUCACAAUUGCUACAAUCGGCUCUUUCCAAUUUGGCUACAACACUGGGGUCAUCAAUGCUCCUGAGAUGAUCGUAAGGGAAUUUAUCAACACUUUGAUGGACAAGGCAAAUACCCCUCCCUCUGAGAUGUUGCGCUUGUCCCUUUGGUGCUUGUCUAUGGCCAUAUUCUCCAUUGGUUGUAUGACUGGCUUCUUUUCUGUUGGACUGUUUGUCAACAGCUUUGACAGGCAUAAUUCAAUGCUUACGGUCAACCUGUUGGCUGUCACUGGUGGCUGCCUUAUGGGAUUGUGUAAAGUAGCUGAGUUGGUUGAAAUACUGAUCCUGGCCUACUUGGUUAUUGGCCUCUUCUGCAGACUCUGCACAGGUUUUGUGCCCACGUACAUCGGAGACAUCUCACCUAUUGCCCUGCAAGGUGUCUUUGGCACUCUCAACCAGCUGGGCAUUGUUAUUGGAAUUCUGGUGGCCCAGAUCUUUGAUCUGGAAUUCAUCCUGGGGUCCGAAGACCUAUGGCCUGUGCUAUUAGGCUUUCCCAUCUCUCCUGCUAUGCUACAAAGUGCAGCCCUUCCUUUUUGUCCUGAAAGUCCCAGAUUCUUGCUCAUUAACAGAAAAGAAGAGGAGAAUGCUAAGGAGAUCCUCCAGUGGUUGUGGGGCACCCAGGAUGUAUCCCAAGACAUCCAGGAGAUGAAAGAUGAGAGUGCAAGGAUGGCACAAGAAAAGCAAGUCACUGUGCUGGAGCUCUUUAGAGUAUCCAGCUACCGACAGCCCAUCAUCAUUUCCAUCAUGCUCCAGCUCUCUCAGCAGCUCUCUGGAAUCAAUACUGUGUUCUAUUACUCAACAGGAAUCUUUAAGGGUACAGGUGUUCAAGAGCCCAUCUGUGUCACCAUUGGUGCGGGUGUGGUUAAUACUGUCUUCACUAUAGUUUCCCUAUUUCUAGUGGAAAGGGAAGUAAGAAGGACUCUACAUAUGAUAGGCCUUGGAGGGAUGGCUUUUUGUUCUAUCCUCAUGACUGUUUGUUUGUUAUUGAAGGAUGAGUGUAAUGGGAUAAGCUUUGUCUGUAUUGGGGCUAUCUUGGUCUUUGUGGUCUUCUUUGAAAUUGGGCCAGACCACAUUCCCUGGUUUAUUGUGGCUGAACUCUUCAGCCAGGGCCCUGGCCCAGCUGUGAUGGCAGUGGCCGGCUGUUUCAACUGGACCUCCAACUUCCUAGUCAGAUUGCUUUUCCCUUCUGCUGCUUACUAUUUAGGAGCCUACGUUUUUAUUAUCUUCACCGACUUCCUCAUUACCUUCUUGAUCUUUACCUUCUUCAAAGUCCCUGAGAUGUGUUACAGGACUUUCGAAGAUAUCACACAGGCCUUUGAGGGGCAGGCACACGAUGCAAAUAGAUCUGGAAGUCCUGCGUCAUGGAGAUGAACAGUAUCCAGCCUGCUAAGGAGACCACCACCAAUGUCUAAAUCAUGCCUCCUUCCACCUCCCUCCCAGCA